Centropristis striata (black sea bass) is the source of this 1504-nucleotide messenger RNA. Its product is annotated as alcohol dehydrogenase class-3-like. The record is from RefSeq and is a predicted model, not a curated record. Bases 100 to 1269 code for a protein of 389 amino acids. Gene Ontology annotation, cellular component: cytosol. Gene Ontology annotation, biological process: formaldehyde catabolic process. Lineage: Eukaryota; Metazoa; Chordata; Actinopteri; Perciformes; Serranidae. Gene Ontology annotation, molecular function: zinc ion binding; S-(hydroxymethyl)glutathione dehydrogenase [NAD(P)+] activity. The transcript is spliced from 10 exons.
AGCAGACUCGGUGACAGCAGGUUUAUUCAUAGGGACGAAGUUACUCGGUCGGUCUGGCUUUAAAACUCUGGAAAUUGAAUAAGCAAUCAUCACUAAACAAUGUCAACAACAGGGCAGGUGAUAAGAUGCAAAGCUGCUGUUGCAUGGGAGUCUGGAAAGCAGCUGACCAUUGAAGACGUGGACGUGGCUCCGCCUAAAGCCCACGAAGUCCGCAUCAAGAUUGUUGCCACAAGUGUGUGUCGCACAGACUGGGAGACCCUGUAUGAGUCUGGGAAGGGGAUGAUUUUCAGACCAUUCCCAUUAGUUCUUGGCCAUGAAGCAGCUGGGAUAGUGGAGAGUGUUGGACCUGGAGUCAGCAAAUUCUCACCAGGAGACAAGGUUAUUCCUCUUUUUCUGCCUCAGUGUGGGGAAUGUGAACAAUGUCAGAGUCCUAAAACGAACCUAUGCAGGAAGAACUGGGAAAAUACACAAACGGGUGUAAUGGCUGAUGGCACAAGCAGGAUAUCUUGCCAGGGCCAGCAGGUGUUCCAGUUCCUUGGCGUCAGCUCUUUCUCCCAGUACACUGUGGUUCCAGAUACAUCACUUGCAAAGAUAAGAUGUGAUGCACCGCUAAACAAAGUGUGUCUACUUGGCUGUGGUGUCUCAACUGGUUAUGGUGCUGCUAUUAAUGCAGCCAAGGUUGAAAAAGGUUCCUCCUGUGCCGUGUUUGGGCUCGGAGCUGUCGGACAGGCCGCUGUCAUGGGCUGCAAGGCUGCUGAGGCGAAAAAGAUCAUCGCAAUUGACAACAACCCUGACAGGUUGGAGAAAGCCAAAGUGUUUGGAGCCACUGAAUGUGUCAACCCCACACUUCAAAGUCGGCCCAUCCAGGACGUUCUGGUGGAGAAGACAGCUGGAGGGGUGGACUACGCUCUGGAGUGUGUUGGAGAUCCACUUAUUAUGACUGCAGCUCUUGAGUCUACAAGAGACGCCUGGGGCACCUGUGUCAUUGUUGGCUGGACGGAAACGGAAUCAAUGAGUGUUAAGGUUAAUAAGAUCCUGAUGGGACGCACCUUGAAGGGGACUUAUUUUGGAGGCUGGAAGAGUGUGGAGGGUGUGCCUAAACUGGUGGACCACUACAUGAGCAAGAAGCUGAAGCUGGAUGAGUUCAUUACCAGCAACCUCCGGCUGGAUCAAAUUAAUACGGCAUUUGAAGAUAUAAAAAAUGGGAAAGGUAUCCGUACCGUGAUCAGCCUGUGGCCUGAGGAGACUCAACCCCCUAAUUGUGAUUGAGAAAUGAGAUUCAGUGUUGUGAUGUGAUGUGAUGUUGUACAUACAACAUCACAUGUAGUGUAUUUUUGGAAAAUUUCAAUGCUAUUUUUCUUGAAAAGAUCAUGACAAUCAGAAUGUUUUCCUGGUUUGACUUUGUAGAAAAUGAGCACCUUGGCCACUAGAGGGCAGUCUUAUAUCAUGUAAAAGCCUAUGAAUACCAUCUAACUUUGUAAAUACAUUUUCUAUCUGCAGAGGA